AUGAUCCGUCCUAUCAUUCCCAGUCACAAAUCCCAGUCGUUUUCCCUUUUUCCCUUUCCCCGUCUCAUCUCCCCUCCCCCACGUCAUUUCGUGUCUUGGUCAUCGCUCGGAACCUCGAACCUCGAACCUCGAACCUCGAACCUUGAACCUCGAACCUCGAACCUCAAGCCUCAAGCCUCAAGCCGCAAGCCGCAAGCCGUAAGCCGCAAGCCCGACGACUACUACGGAGUAUACAAGAUCAAUCCGAUCCGAACUCUUCCCCCGCCUAAUACGCCGUAUCACCCAUUCUUCGGACUAACGACUCUAUCAGACUCUAUCAGAGUCUAUCAGAGUCUAUCAGAGCUUACUGACACCAUCGACCCUCUCAUGCAGCCCAGCGCAGGCCUAAAACCUUCUCCAACGCACCGCGCCUAUCACCACCCCGAUCACCACCACGACCACUACCCGCAACUGCACCCACCCGCCCGCCUGCCGCUACGACAACGACAGCGGCAGCCUGAAAGUACGGAGAAAAUGGCAUCAAAAUCAAGAUCAGAAUCAAGAUCGAUAUCAACAUCAGUAUCAACAUCAGUAUCAACAUCAGUAUCAACAUCAGUAUCAACAUCAGUAUCAACAUCAGUACCGACCGACGUGUCUCUCAUGGCAGGUAUGCCCCUUUCAGCAUCCAUCGCAUUUCCAUUCUUUCUCGACCAGCCUUCCUUUCCAUUUGCUUCCCCGAUCCCUGGGUUGGGUGGCUGGGCAUCAUACAAUGUCCACGGGAUCAUCCUUGUACGAGGUGGGUGGGGCUUGGUUGGGCUGGAUUGGGCUGCUGACGGCCCCAAGCGAUCGAUCCGACGUUUCGGUUAUUUUGGAUCCGCCUAUCUUUCCGCGUUGUUGACUUACUCUCUUCUGCCAAAAUCCUCACUCAAGAUCAAGAAUGCCACCGCUCGAGCCUCGCUGCCAGCCUCCAAACUUUGCAUCAUCUAUAUCUACUUGUCUGCCUUACCCGAGGUCCUUCAUAGAGAGGAGGGAAUGGGGAAGUAUAAGGAUCUACGACAACUCCGUACGACUUGGAAACCGGCUCCGACCACCACAGACCCCAUACCAAGGCGUGAGCUGAACGAGAAACUCAUACAACGCUGGAAAAAACUCGCUACGAAUACAACCAAGAACAACCACCACUGA
Molecule: messenger RNA, 1164 nt
Organism: Drepanopeziza brunnea f. sp. 'multigermtubi' MB_m1
Lineage: Eukaryota; Fungi; Ascomycota; Leotiomycetes; Helotiales; Drepanopezizaceae
Source: RefSeq, a predicted model, not a curated record